AUGUUAAUUUGUCAUUCCCCAAACAUUAGCAUAUCAGGGAAUGAUUAUUUCAGCAGUAAGAGUAUAGCCAGUAGUGCUGCCUGUUCGCCUAUGUCGGGCGGCGGGAAAGCAAAAAUUUUAUUAAACUCAAAUCGAAGUAGAGACGCAAGCUCUGCACAGGCCGUGAGAGGGGAUUUAAGUAUAAACAACACCGAGAAUGGAGAUAGCGACAACGACACAGAAUUGGACGAUGAUGAGAAUGAGAGACGACCACAACCCUUUUUCGCAAAACUCAACUUACCUAAACAAGAUGUACCUCUUCCACCAGUCUUUGUCACUUCUCCUUCAAAACCACCCACCACUCACAAAAAUCUUGUGACGCAUUCUUAUUCACCCGAAGGUGCUCUAAAAACAUCACCGGACAGUAUACUAGGACUCUCGUCUACCGAGAAAACUCCCCAAUUAUCCCCAACCACGUCGGCAGAAAGUGAUAGAUUAUUGGCUGAUAGAAGAGGUUCAGAAGCAUCCUUGUUGAUAACAGACGGGGCGGAAUUACCUUCGAGUCCGCCGCCGCGACCACCAUUGUCUGUAGAGGAGGAGAUUAAACUCGCGCCGAAUCCACCGAUGACCAUUCCAAAGCCCAAGCCAAUAUCCACUUUAACUGCGCUGAUCGCCGAAAAAAAGAAUAAAUUAGACAAUCCUUUUGCCGAGGACUACAGUUUCUUUGCCGGAAAGGGUGAUCUCAAUCCAAUAACACGAAAGAUUUAUCUUCCGUUUAGCACCGAACCAACACGGCCGAUGAUCAUAGUCGUGAAAAGAGAUGCCAGCGUGGAAGAGACGAUCGGAUACACGUUAUACCAAUAUUGGGAUGAGAAGAGGGAACCACUGUUAGAUCAAAAGUUAUGUGAUGUGGUACAAUGGAACAUGAGAAUUGUCGAAGAUGACGGCGAAAUUGACGAGGAUUUUCCUGCUCUGGAGAGAAGGCAGAAAAUAUCAAAAUUUUCAUUUGACCAAUUUGCAUUAUGCAAGGCGACCCCUGCACAAGUCAGGCAAAAUGAAGCAGUCUCCACCAAAACAAGACCACCGGCAAAAGAAUCUUUCGUGAUUCCACCGUCUGUGAAUACAGAUGGGACGGUCAUUAACUCAGAAUCCAAUAUUACUAAUUUGGCAAACGGUCCCAGUAUAUCCGGAACUUCGUCUACGAUAGACAUUUCCAAUCAAAUAUUCUUGCGAAUUCGACUCAAUCUCACUCCCUAUGAGGAGGUUUCACACACGACGACAAUAAAUGUCUCCUCUGAAAUGCCCUUUCAGGAAGUUUUGGAAAUGAUUUGUCGCAAACGCAAACUGGACAGUAACAAAUAUACUUUUAAGAUUGCGGACACUGAAAAAUACAUAAAUUUGGAGAAGGCGGUGGAAAGUGUGGGGAAUGCCAAUGAGCUUGCUCUAGUGGAGAGGCCUCUUAAUGCCACGGCUUCUAUGAUUCCCGAUGUGCCACCAAGUCCAACAAGUGUUAAGGAGCGAAGUCUUGUGAAGCGAAGGACACUUAACGAACCUCAACCUCCAUAUGUGUCCUUAAAUGAGUAUAUGUCAGUUUAUAAGAAAUAUACCGUCAAUCGCAAAACACCAAUGUUUGUUGGACGUCACGAACGUGUACUGGCGAUCGACGGAGAUUAUAUACACAUAAUGCCGUCGGAAACAAGGACCAUGUUUGAGUCUAUGAAGACGUCUUCUUAUCAUAUUGGGAGCGUAAUGUCUUGUAAGGUGGAUAAGAAGGCGCCCACAAAUUUCAAACUAAUUAUAAAUCGAAAUCAGGGAACAAAGACGUAUGAUUUCGAAGCCGAAUCGAAGACUUUAGCUAAUGAAAUCAGUCAAAAGGUUCGCUUCCUCCAAAACCUCAAUAAAGGCGAAUCAAAAGCACGUUCACAUGUUAAAUAUUAG
Messenger RNA from Acaulospora colombiana, 1917 nucleotides. The record is from the annotation of a GenBank genome assembly. Lineage: Eukaryota; Fungi; Glomeromycota; Glomeromycetes; Diversisporales; Acaulosporaceae.